GAUCAGGUUCACGCUCAGUGUGCUUGAGACUGUCUCAAAAGAACGCGCGAUCUCCAAUUCUGUAGAAAAAAAUUUCCUCGCAAGCCGGGCAGUCCGGUAGAACUCAACGCAGGUUACGCGAUUUGCAAACCCAUAAUGAUGAGUCUCAAGAAAGUCUUCUGUCUGCUUCUGUUCGUCGCAGGCGCAUCGGCAAUCGAGUGCCCCGCUGGCUACGAGGUCGUUGGGUCCAAGUGCAUCCACCGCCUGCAUGACAGUUACCUUACACACAAUGACGCGGUGGCUUACUGCUACCAGAACUUCGGCAGGCUGCCCGUUUUGCCAGAUUGCGCUUCCUUCAUUGGUGUUGCCACUUAUGUCGACAAUGGAUGUUUGUGCGCUGUUCCAUACGACCUGGUGGGCACGCAGUGCGUUCACCUACUGCCAACAAGUUACAACUUUACCGAUGCACGCACCGCGUGUGGGUCAACAGGAGGAGAUUUGAUAAUUCUAGAUGACUGCGAACAGUACAGCAGGGUUAUCAAAUACCUCAUGGAGCAAGGCUACAGCCCUUUUGGAUAUUGGAUUGGUGGCUCGGAUGAAGCCUUAGAGGGACAGUGGCGCUGGAUUGACGGUUCUCCAAUGGCAAUGGGGCUGCCUUACUGGUCAAAUGAAGGUGAAGAAGACCCAGAACCCGACAACCCCGGCGUGGAGAACUGUCUGGAGCUGAGCUCUCAGUGGAUGUACCGCUUCUCCAACACGCUGUGCUCCAAUUCCAGACGCGUGAUCUGCGAGGCGCAGCCUCUCUAGAUCAGUGAUGCGCAGCCCCUCUAGAUCUGCGAGGCACGGCCCCUCUAGAUCUGCGAGUCACCGCCCUCCUAGAUCUGCGAG
Molecule: messenger RNA, 867 nt
Organism: Hyalella azteca
Lineage: Eukaryota; Metazoa; Arthropoda; Malacostraca; Amphipoda; Hyalellidae
Product: perlucin-like protein
Exons: 5
Coding region: 136-786 (216 amino acids)
Source: RefSeq, a predicted model, not a curated record